GGUUUAAUAACCGGAUUUUAAAACAUUUUAGAAAAUAUGGUAUAAAAGGUGAGCUCCUAGAUGCAACUCAGAAAGGUGCCUAAACUAUCGGACGGACACAUAGUUCAUUCCAGAAACGUUCAAGUCAAGUAUUAACGAUUUGGGUUGCACUUUUGAAUAGUUGUCCAGCACCCCAAGACGACAGCCAUGAGUAUUAAAGUUCUGAUAUUGGUUCUGGUGUUGGUUGUUGCCAUAGCAACUGAGGUGAAGGGAUUGUGGCCGAGAAGACGUAUUGGAAAAAGUGUUGACCUUGAGGAGGAAAUCUAUCCAGAAGCUGCAAGCCUGCCAAGUGCCAACAAGUUCUACGACAAGUGGCAACAGCUGAGGGAUGCAACAAUAGAGUCGAUAGAGAAACGAAAAAAGAAGCUUAAAUUCCCCGGUGAUUGCAUGUCUUCAAAACUGCAAAACUUCGCCAAGCGAUGCGGUUUGUCCAUCGUUUCUGGGGGCAGUCACAUUUUGGUGUAUGAUGGAGGCCGUCUGAUAACCACUAUUCCACACAGUGUUAAAGAGAAUGGCACUUGCAGGAAUAUCAUAAACAUAUUGAAUGGCCGUUGCACUUAGCAAACUCGGUCACACUAUGCAUUUCAGUAAACCAGUUUUAAUAGGCAACUUGUACUAAGUGGUAAAUUUACUCAAGAGAAAGUGCGACCGGAAUAUUUUUUUCGGGUUUCUAAUGGUACAUGACAAAGUUAGAAAUUAGAAUCAGAAAUAUUUAACAUCUCAUAUCACAAACCCGAUAUUAGAAUAGUAAUCGGAUUUUACAAACGGCAAAGCUUGAUAUCUAAACCUAAGAUUCAUCUGCUCGUUUACUGUCAUUCUAGUGUAACCGUGAAUACUUGCCAGUGAGAUUAUUUUAUUUUAUUUUUUAUUUCUGUAAACAUACUUUUACUUUUUUUCUCUCUUUCAUCACUUCAUCUCCUUGAAUAGCUUUUAUAGACUCUCAACAAAAGUAACUCGAAUUCUUUUGUUUUCAAUUCGUAAUCUGUUCACGGUUAGAGUAGAACGGCAGUAAUUCCUGAUGAUAAUUAAUUUAUAAUUGCACGUUUAAUUAGGUAGCGGUCGUCACGUGACUUGUAAAUGUGAGUCUCCUAUCAUAAUUAUGAUAUUUCUUAACCUAGCAUAAGCAUAUUCCAAUAUAAUUCAUGCUAAAAGAAAACUAAUAAAAAAUGUUGGCAACUGAA
Molecule: messenger RNA, 1220 nt
Organism: Actinia tenebrosa (Australian red waratah sea anemone)
Lineage: Eukaryota; Metazoa; Cnidaria; Anthozoa; Actiniaria; Actiniidae
Source: RefSeq, a predicted model, not a curated record